AUGCCGGUAGUAUCAAGAGAUGCGGUUUCCGUCCCUAUUGAAUUGAUUCUAUAUAUCGCUAGGUUUCUACAACCCGAUGACAUUAUGAAUCUUUUGCAAGCAGCGAAAGGCCUUGAUCAACUUCUCACAUUCCAUCACCUUGCCAUUAAAGGCGAGAAUGGCGAAACACUUUUGCAUCUUCUUGCAAGGGAUGGAGAUGAGAAACUAAUGAAAAUGUUUCUCGCUAAAUGGGUGAUAUCCGCCCUCAGACAUGAUGAUAUUACACAAUUAUAUCAGGCUACGACGUUCGGACAAAUAUCAAGCACGAGGUUCCUUGCCCGUACUAGUGUCAAUCUUAAUGAACUUGAUCGCUAUAAAUCGACUCCUCUGCAUUGGGCUGCUAUGCAAGGGCAUGACUCCAUUGUGAAAAUGCUACUCGACAGAGAUGACAUUAAGCCUGACUUAGAGAAUAAUGAAGGCCGAACGCCGCUGUCGUUCGCUGCCGAACAUGGGCAUAUACGUGUGGUGGAUUUGCUUCUACGACAAGAUAAUGCUAAUCUUAACUCGAAAGAUUAUUACCAUGGCACACCGCUAUUAUUUGCUGCCGAACAUGGACAUAUAUCAGUGGUGGAGCUACUGCUACAACAAGACAAUAUCGAGGCUGAUGCGGAAGAUUACGACCAAGACGCAGGGGGAAGAUGGAUACCCGAAGACUGUGGUCGUACACCGUUGUCAUUCGCUGCUGGGAACGGACAUCUUGCAGUGGUAAAGCUUUUAGUGCAGCGAGACGAUGUUGACGCAGAUUCAACUGAUGAUAGCCAUCGCACGCCACUGUGGUGGGCAGCAAAGCAUGGUCAUCUAGCAGUGGUGGAGCUGCUAAGUCAACGGGAUGAUGUUGCAAAAUAUUCAUACCAUCCACUCCGCGAUUCACCACUGUCAAUAGCAGCUAGCUGUGACAAGUUAGCUGUGGUGGAGCUACUAGUGCAAAGGGAGGAUGUUGAAGCUGAUUUCAAAGACCAAGAUGGUCGCACGCUUUUAUCACGGGCAGCUGCGGGAGGACGCCAAGCUGUAGUGGAGCUGCUAGUGCAAAGAGAGGAUGUUGAAGCUGAUUCUAAAGACAAAGCUGGUCGCACGCCUUUAUCAUGGGCAGCUGCGGGAGGACACCAAGCAGUGGUGGAACUGCUGGUGCAAAGGGAGGAUGUUGAAGCUGAUUCUAAGGACCAAGAUGGUCGAACGCCUUUAUCAUGGGCAGCUAAAGAAAGACACCAAGCUGUGGUGGAGCUGCUGGUGCAAAGGGAGGAUGUUGAAGCUGAUUCUAAAGACAAAGCUGGUCGCACGCCGUUAUCAUGGGCAGCUGCGGGAGGACACCAAGCAGUGGUGGAACUGCUGGUGCAAAGGCAGGAUGUUGAAGCUGAUUCUAAAGACAAAGAUGGUCGCACGCCUUUAUCAUGGGCAGCUACGGAAGGAUCAUGGGCAGCUAUGGAAAGACACCAAGCUGUGAUGGAGCUGCUGGUGCAAAGGGAGGACGUUGAAGCUAAAUAUAGAGACAAAUAUGGUCGCACAAAGUUAGCAUCUAUAAGAUUCUCACGGAAGUGGAAAAAACAAAUAGUAGCGACAAAGCUACUAUCUUCCUAG
Penicillium cinerascens is the source of this 1614-nucleotide messenger RNA. RefSeq names its product ankyrin repeat domain-containing protein. The transcript has a single exon. The record is from RefSeq and is a predicted model, not a curated record. Lineage: Eukaryota; Fungi; Ascomycota; Eurotiomycetes; Eurotiales; Aspergillaceae. Gene Ontology annotation, molecular function: protein binding. The coding region runs from base 1 to 1614 and encodes 537 amino acids.